Molecule: messenger RNA, 2787 nt
Organism: Acyrthosiphon pisum (pea aphid)
Lineage: Eukaryota; Metazoa; Arthropoda; Insecta; Hemiptera; Aphididae
Gene: ZnT86D
Product: solute carrier family 30 member 7
Exons: 2
Coding region: 749-2299 (516 amino acids)
Biological process (GO): zinc ion import into Golgi lumen; intracellular zinc ion homeostasis
Cellular component (GO): membrane; Golgi apparatus; cytoplasmic vesicle
Molecular function (GO): zinc ion transmembrane transporter activity
Source: RefSeq, a predicted model, not a curated record
GGUGAUUAGCGGAUAAUCACACCGCUUAUCGGCUAUCGCUAAUGCUCGACUACCGCUUGCGCCGAGUCCACGUAUACACACGGCGCGCAUGGGGGUACGAAUCACGACGCUCUAGAGUAUAAGUUCACUACAACGUAACUACGUAAGAUAAGUAAGCCGCUGUCACUUGAAGUAGUGACGUUCAAUUUCUCGUGUUGUGUGCUUAUUGGAUCGGGUGCGGGAGUACUAACUCGCCGGCCGGCCGUCAUCGUUUACACGCCCUCGUUAGCGGCGACCGUCUUCACUCCAUCUUCUUCUCUUCUCUCCACGCGGCGGACAUUUACGUUUUCCGUUUUGCAUCCCUGACCAUCCUGCCAAAGUCUGAGCACCAGCAGCAGUGAUGAAUACCUUGAAGGUCUUCGCCGGAACCACAAUGAACACACCUAUCGCCACUACAGCGACCACCGUCAAAUAGUCGCACUGUGUAUUAUACAUUUGUACACGACCACGUUAACUUUUCUUGCGUACAGAUUGUUUGUAAAGAAAUUUGAAAACUCAACUUAAUUUAUCGUUGACAACUACUAUUGGAACAAUAAUACUCCGUCGUCAGAAUUAUACACUAUACAUCUCUGUUUCUUCUAUUGUUACAAUCUCAUUAAUAUUAUUGUGCACUGUCAAUAUUCACUUAUAAUCAUCCAUCAUCAACAGUUACAUCUCAACCACCAACAUUGUGACUACACCAAAAUCUAGGGAUUAUAACUAGAGAACAAUGAUUCCUCUAUCAUCAUCAGCGUCACAGAGGAAAUCAAGCGUGGCAGCAAAAAUGACAAGCGGCAGCUCCGCCGGCAUGCCUUCACCAACCAGCCUCUUAACAAAGCUCAAGGGAGCUGUGCGCUCAGUUGUAUCAGACUCGAAUGCCCGCAACUUGAUGGGCUUCUUGGUUCUAAACUUUGUGUUUGCUUUCGUGGAACUUGCAUACGGAAUGUGGACAAACAGCUUAGGCUUGAUAUCUGACUCGUUUCACAUGUUCUUUGAUUGCACUGGCCUAAUAGCUGGUCUGGCUGCCCAAGUUGUCAGUCGGUGGCCAGCUGACGAUUCGUUUGCCUAUGGUUAUAAGCGCGCUGAAGUCCUAGCCGGAUUCGUCAACGCAUUGUUCUUGUUGUUCAUAGCUUUUUUCAUACUGACGGAAGCCGUGGAACGGGCCAUCGAACCACCUGAGGUGCACCACGACCGCCUGUUCGUUGUCAGCGUUCUGGGGCUACUCGUCAACCUGGUCGGUAUAUACGUGUUUCAACAUGGUGGUAGCCACGGGCACAGCCACGGUGGCUCAGGUGGCGGUCAUGGGCAUAGCCACGGUGGUGGUCACGGGCAUAGCCACGGUGGUGGUCACGGGCACAGUCAGGAAGGCGGUCACGGACACAGCCACGAUGGCGGUAACCACGCGCACGAAGACGAUCCUUACAACCAGCACAACCAAGUGUCCAUAUCAAUGGGCGGCGGUGGCAGUCACCAGCAGAACAACGCAUCGGUACCAUCAGCCGGGACUGGCCAGAGUAGCCACAAUCAGAAUCAUCUAAUGAAAGGCGUUCUACUGCAUAUCUUGGCUGACACGCUGGGCAGCGUGGGCGUGGUCAUCUCAGCGCUGUUGAUGCGAGCUUUUGGGUGGAUGCGUGCGGACCCCGUGUGCUCGAUAUUCAUAGCCGUGCUCGUGGCAGCCUCCGUGUGGGGCCUGCUUCGUGACUCGGCCCGCGUCCUCAUGAUGCGCACGCCCGUUGAGCUGGACGACGAGCGGCGCGUGUUGGACGCGUGCUAUUCCCGACUUCACCGGUACCAUCCGGCCGUCAUGGGAAUCCAAGAGCCGCGGUUCUGGACGUUGUGCGCGGACGCCUACGCGGGCAGCAUCAAGAUCGAAGUACGGUCCGGACUUGCCGGGAUCGUGGGUGCCGGCCCCGGCAACAUCGAUUAUGCCGCGUCCUUGUCGCAGAUGCAAUUCGCGGGCCAAUCGAGCCUUCAGCCCGCAGACGCCGCCCGACUGUUGCACGACCGCGACCAAUUCGCCAACGGUCUGGUGCGAUACGCGCAACAGGUAUUCGGCGCUGUCGGUGUCCGAAACUUGUACGUGCAGAUUGACUACGCUGGUGACGAUACAGUCCACAAUCAUCCACAUCACCACGUCAACGACGUGCAGCGGCAAAACAACUAUACGGCAGUCGGCAGCCUGCUUGAUCAGCCGCAACAGCAAUUCCAAACGCACUAUCAACAGCAACAGCAGCAGCAACAACAACAGCAACAGUACACCAAUCCGCUGUUAAUGAUGUAAUAUAAUAACCGGUAGCGCCUCGCCAUCGCCACCGUCCGCGCGAGUCCGAAGUCCAUGGCCACCACCAACCUCCAAGAACUGUUUUAAAAAAACCAUUCACAUUUUAAUUAUACUACUACUAUUUUUAUUAUAUUUAUGAUACCCAUUCUGUAUCAUUCGUGUGAACGUGUUACAUAAAAUAUUAUAUCGAAAAUAAAAAAGUUAUUUUAUUUGUACAUUAUACAUAAGAAUUUGUAUUUGUUUAUUGAUUAUUAUUGCAUUGUUUCAUAUUUUUUUGCUACACUCGGAUAAUGAAGUGAACAAUUAGAAAAACUGACGAUUUUCCAAUGAAACAAGAAAACAGUUUAACAAUGCAAACACUAUUGUUUUAAAUAAUAAUUACUACUUUGUAUUAAUAUAUUUAAAAAUGUAUGGUAGUGUCAUUAUAUUAUAUCCUCGUUUUUAUUGGGAUAAGUGAUGUUAAUGUCAAUUAAAAAUAAUAUCUGUUG